This is a messenger RNA of Physcomitrium patens, 2079 nucleotides long. RefSeq names its product GDSL esterase/lipase At5g03610. NCBI's taxonomy places the organism in Eukaryota, Viridiplantae, Streptophyta, Bryopsida, Funariales, Funariaceae. The record is from RefSeq and is a predicted model, not a curated record. Gene Ontology annotation, molecular function: hydrolase activity, acting on ester bonds.
GCCGCCUCAAUUUCAAAGGUCGAUCAUCCGCAAGUAGUUCUGGUGGGAGGCUUCGCGUUGAGGUCGAACUGACGAGCUCGAGUGCAUCACGAUGGCGAACAUGAAGAUUUUGACGGUGGUGUUGCUGGGUUUCAUGAGUUCUGCUGCCAUAUUCAAUUCAGUGGAUGCGCAGCGGACAACUCUGCUAUUUGCAUUUGGAGAUUCAUAUGCCGACGUAGGAAACAAGCCCAAGAGUGGACCCAACGUCGGUAAAGGCUGGGUAUACCCCUACGGCAUUACAUGGCCACAGCCAAACCCUGCAGGUCGCUUUUCUGACGGCAAGACCUCUACGGAUUGGAUUGCGGACCUGGUCGGACUCCCUGUCUACCCUCCCCCUUAUCUGUAUUCUGCAGGGGCAGACACUUCCUCGGGAGUGAAUUUUGCAGUCGGAGGUUCCUGCGUCACUUAUGGAAAUGGAGAUGUUACUUUGGGCUCACAGGUUGACAAUUUUGAGCUGUUCCUUCGCACUGAUCCAUACUCCAAGGAUGCUCUUGCGAACUCUCUGACGUUUGUGUCCGUGGUUGGAAAUGACUACUUGAAUUUCAAGGGGACGACUUCCGUGGAAUUGUUUGUGUUCAUUGAGAGAGUAGUUGCGGGAAUUCAAGCUAACUUGCAACGUCUUUACGACCUCGGCCUUCGCAAUGUCAUGGUGGCCAACAUGUUCGAGUCCGAUUGCCUUCCAAUCUUCACCAAGAAGAACGGGUACACUGCAUGCACGGGCGAGACAGCUCCUUUCGUGCAGAUCCACAACGCCUUCCUUCUCGGUGCGGUUCGAAGUAUCAACGCUCUGAAUCCUGGCGCACGGUUCGUCGUCUUGGACCAAUUUUCUGCAUUCAACCAAUUGAUUGCAACUGCAGACGAGCACGGCUUUACCGAUGGAUUGAAACCAUGCUGCACGGGAACGACGAACUCGACGUACUGCGGUGAUGUCGAUGCGUCUGGAAACUGGCUGUACACUGUGUGCAAGAAGAGAGGGCGGGCCAUUUUCUGGGAUGAUUUGCACCCUACCAUGUGGGCAUGGCACUACCUUAUCGAGCUCUUCGCCAGCCAACCUAACUACGUCUUGUUGGCUGAUGCCCCCACUUUGAGGCAGUGGCUGCAGAUCAACGAUGCUUCCCAAGAGCCCAUCGCCGCUCCAAUGCCCCAACCUGAUUUGACUCGUGCCUCCGGACAAAUUCAAGCAGCGUUCGAUUGCUUGUUGGACAAGCGGAAUUAUUCCGAAUCCCUCGGUCUGCUCCAGUCGUUCAACCUGGAAGUCCUUUUGGCGCUAUAUCCAAGUCAGAUCGUCACCGUCUUCCUUCCAAGCAACGGGGCAUUCAAAGCCACCGACAAGGCGUUCAUCGACAGGGUAUUCGCAGAAAACAAGGUCAACGAGGUCGGUGCCUACCACGUCGCCGAAGGUUACUUCGACUUAAACUUGAUUUCCACAAUGCGGCCUUCAUACGUCACUUCAGUAACAGGAGAACAAAUCCCACUCACCUACAACGAUCAAGGAAUUUUCGUCGGAGUAAACUCGCAGGCCAAAGUUAUUGACCCCAACUUGUGCGUACUCCCUAACCAUAUGGUGAUUCACGGCAUCGACCAUGUCCUCAUGCCCUACAACGUCUAAACAAAAAAACACCCACGUAUGUUAACCACCUUCGAAUCUGGAUCGAAAGAGGAGCAUAGUUGUUACGAAGUGUCUGGGUUGGGGUAAAGUGUAACUGGGACAGGGAUUGCGGUGCGACGCUCUCUGAUUUGUGUCAAGGUUGUUCGUGACCACUGCUACUAGUCAAGAGGGCAGGUGAAAAGCAGAAUAAGUGUCAGCUUUCCAGAAUGUGUAUAGGCGAGUGUAAUAGUUACCGCGGUUACUUCUCCGACGCCCCUUGCGACAGUAUUUGUGGAUUGAUGACGGAGCUUUGCCGAGGGUAGAUUUGUUCACGCUAGACACAGAAGAAUAAGGGGAAUGCCUCCGGCAGUUGUAAUUUGUCAUUCUGUACCCUUUUUGUAAAUGAAACUGAGCUCCGAUGCUCAUUGUACGUCCCGUUUUCUGUGCCCCAA